UCAAAGUGGCAAGUGAGUUCUUAUAACACCCUGAUUUCCCCCCUCCCUCUCUCUCCGCGUCUAGAAAUACCUUUCCCCCUCCCUCCAAAAAGGGGAAAGAGAAACAAGAGAGAGGAAGUGUGUGUGGUGGUGGGGGGAAACUAAUGAGAGGACUGAAGCAAGGCACCCUUUAAGAGAAGAGGUGGAAAGGCUGAGUUUAAAGAGAUCUAACCUGCAGCAGCAGCUCAGAUGAGCAGUAGAGGAGUUUUGAUCGGAUCCCAGUUGCUUGCUGGGGAAGCCACCAGCCCAGCUGCUAGAGGCGUUUGAUCUGAUCCCAUAUGUCUGCUGGGGGAAGCAGGAACCGGCAGAGACGUUUGAUCCCAAAUACCUGCUUAUAGGAACCAGUAAAGGAGUUUGACCUGCUGGGGAAACCGCCACGCUCAGCAGAAAGGAAUCGGCGGAGGAGUCUGACCUGAUGCCGGCUGCCCUGCUGGAGAAGCUCCCAAGAAGCUCAGCAGCUCCAAGAGGAGUUUGAUCUGAUCCCAGAUGCCUGGUGGAGAAGGCAUCGAGCCCCGCAGUCUGGGGACUUUGGUGUGAUCCCAGCCCCCUCCCUUUCCCCUGUGCCCCCCUUCCCCUGAGCGGUGAUGACCCUGUCAGGCAGCAGCAGCACCAGCGACAUGUCCGGCCAGACCGUCCUGACGGCCGAAGAUGUGGAUAUCGACGUGGUGGGAGAAGGGGACGAAGGGCUGGAGAAGGACAGCGACGGCGAGGCCGGCAGCCCGGCCGGGCUGCACCUGGAGGAGGCGGAGGAGCUGCUGCUCCCCAGGGAGGCGGGGGCAGGAGCGGAGCGCAGCGGCAGCCCGGCGGAGGCCACCCCUAGCGGGGCGGCGGACGGGGCCAAGGGGGCAGGCGGCGGGGAGGAGGGCGGCGGCGGCGGCGGCGGCGGCAGCGGGGCCCUGCCGGGGCAGAGCAAGCCCAAGAACAGCCUGGUGAAGCCGCCCUACUCCUACAUCGCGCUCAUCACCAUGGCCAUCCUGCAGAGCCCGCAGAAGAAGCUGACGCUGAGCGGCAUCUGCGAGUUCAUCAGCAACCGCUUCCCCUACUACCGGGAGAAGUUCCCGGCCUGGCAGAACAGCAUCCGCCACAACCUCUCGCUCAACGACUGCUUCGUCAAGAUCCCCCGCGAGCCGGGCAACCCGGGCAAGGGCAACUACUGGACGCUGGACCCCCAGUCCGAGGACAUGUUCGACAACGGCAGCUUCCUCCGCCGCAGGAAGCGCUUCAAGCGCCACCAGCAGGAGCACCUGCGCGAGCAGACGGCGCUCAUGAUGCAGAGCUUCGGCGCCUACAGCCUGGCCAGCCCCUACGGCCGGCCCUACGGGCUGCACCCCGGCGCCUACCCGCACCCGGCCGCCGCCGCCCUGCAGUACCCCUACAUCCCGCCCGUGGGGCCCAUGCUGCCCCCGGCCGUGCCGCUGCUGCCUUCCAGCGAGCUGAGCCGCAAAGCCUUCAACUCCCAGCUCAGCCCCAGCCUCCAGCUGCAGCUCAACAGCCUGAGCGCCGCCGGCUCCCUCAUCAAGUCGGAGCCCAGCAGCCGGCCCUCGUUCAGCAUCGAGAACAUCAUCGGGGUGUCGGCCACCAGCUCAGGGAGCAGCGCCCAGACUUUCCUCCGGCCCCCGGUCACCGUCCAGUCCGCCCUCAUGGCCCACCAGCCGCUGUCCCUCACCCGGACCACAGCAGCCAUCGCCCCCAUCCUGAGCGUGCCUACAAACAUUAUCUCGGGACAGUUCCUGCAGCCCGCAGCAUCCGCGGCAGCCGUGCAGGCAAAAUGGCCAGCCCAGUAAUUAAGAACUACCCCGGGCUCAGUGCUGAUUCUUUGCUUUUUUAUUAUUAUUAUUAUUAUUAUUUUAUAUCCAUCUAUCUAUAAAUAAGAGACUCGAGGGGGGGAAACACCCAACCUCUCUUCCUAUCAAUCACAGACAAAACCCCUGGACUCUAACAAAAUCAAACUAAAAACCUGCACAAAAAUGGUAGGAUCCAAACUGUACACGCAAAAAAAACCCCCAAUCCCCCUAUAUUAAAAAAAAAAGCCAAACCCACACACAAGCACACAAGGAAUGCUUUCUGUACAGGUAAAAAAAAAGGGAAUCCAACCAACAUUUGUACAUAUUUGUAUUAAAAAUUAUUGACUUUACUUUUGGGGUUUUUAUUUUUUUAAAAAGGCAAAUAACAGUAGGGAUUAGGAGCUUUGAACUUUCACUUUUUUUGAAGGUUCUUACUCUCCAAACAGUUUUAUCGGAAAGAAUAAAAAAUGUAUUAAAAAAGCGGGGAAAAUUUUAACUAUUAAACAAACAAAGAAAGAAAUGUUGGGGGGGAAAAGGAGAAAAAAACCAGUCAUUCUAUUAUAGAAGUCUGUUUAUAUAUGAAUGAAUAU
Molecule: messenger RNA, 2413 nt
Organism: Chelonia mydas (Green sea turtle)
Lineage: Eukaryota; Metazoa; Chordata; Testudines; Cheloniidae
Gene: FOXD3
Product: forkhead box D3
Exons: 2
Coding region: 624-1823 (399 amino acids)
Biological process (GO): regulation of transcription by RNA polymerase II; anatomical structure morphogenesis; cell differentiation
Molecular function (GO): RNA polymerase II cis-regulatory region sequence-specific DNA binding; DNA-binding transcription factor activity, RNA polymerase II-specific
Source: RefSeq, a predicted model, not a curated record